AUGUCGAGUGAUUCCAGUCCAGCGGGCAACUCUAACCACGUCGCCGCCGCUGGUCCCAACGGUGAUGCAAACGCCGCCGACAACUCUCGUCGUCAGUCUGCAGUGAGCCUCCCCAAAGGUGCUGCCGCCAACGCCCGACCCGGCGCCGCCAUCAACUUUGGUUCGGUUCACGACCAAAACGCUAUGCUCUCCUCGUCUCCCGCUGCUCAACCUAGUUCUGGUCAGCACUUGCACGGAGAGAAACCUACCGUCUUUGGCUCGGUAGCUGCGAACGAUUCCAACUCCAAAAAGACCACCAUCGGCUUCGCUGGCGGAAAGUCGGACGCUCCUUCAGCAGCUUCCGGCAACGGCACCCCUGCCAAAUCCAUGGACUUUCAAAAGCUCUUCCAGGGCUCUGGCUCGCCUGCGCCAUCCCCGGCUACAGCAUCCACCGCAUCCACCUCGCCAUCUGCGUCGAGCGCGGCUGCUCCUUCCACGGCACCAUCCACUCCACAGCCGCAUGCUCCUUCGCAGAACCAGCAAGGCGGCGCUCGUCAUGCCUCUAGCAACUUGAGGCCGCCCUCAGGCACGCCUCACCACCCCGGCGCAAGGCCGUUCGAGCCUCAACGUUCGCCCUCAGCACACCAGGCUCAGGGUUCCAGAAUUGCAUCUCAGGGUCCCCCUCAUCAGCAGUUCCAUGGCCACCCUCAGGGCGGUCCCCAGCAGCCGCGUUCGCCUCACAUGGCCAACGCCGUUCCAAUGCAGGCUAUGCAGGCGAUGGGUGGUCCAUGGCAGCACCAGCAGCCCAUGGGCUACGCGCCGCCUCAGUACGGUUACCACCCCGGAUACGGCUACCAGCCCGUGCCCCAACACUGGCAGCAGCAGCAACAACAGCAGAACCAGCAGCAGCAGCAGUCCGGUUACGACAUGCCCGGCACGCCUCGCUCGCCACGCCACGCCAACAUGGGUUCGUCGCCCAUGGGUCCUAACGGUCUUCCCGGCACCCCCAACAUGGCUCCUUCGACGCCGCUGUCGGGCCGAGGCGCCAACGUGCCUCCUUCCCCCUCCACCGGUCACAGCAAUGUCAGCUCGCCUGCGCACCAGCCCAUGUCGCUCGCCCAGGGCGGUCGUACACCCAGCUUCAGUCCUGCUACCAGCUACGCUCAUCACUCGCCCUCGCACUCGUUCAGCAACCCCAUGAGCCCGGCUGCACGCCAAUUUGAGCCUCAGGUCAAGAGACAGAGCGCUGCCAUCCGUAUUGUCAACCCAGAGACACAAGCUGCCGUGGAUGUUCAGAGCAUCCAGAGGACCCCCUCGGUCUCGCAAAAGUCGACGCCCGUACCUGCCCCUGCUACUCCUGCUGCCGCCCCUGCCGUCAGUUCGCCGAGCGUCUCAAAGGCAGCUCCAACUGUUGUGCACCAGCCUGCCAAGAGCACUCCUGUUCGCAUGGAGACCCAGGAAGCUUUCCUUGCCCGUCUCAAAGCGGACGCAGACAAGAAGAAGGCAGAGCGAGACUCUAGCGCCAAGGACACGGACGCCGACAAAAAGCAGGCCGACGACAAGGACAAGGCCGAUGCUGAGGCCAAGAAGAAGGCCGACGAGGAAGCCGCUGCCAAGGCUGCCGCCGCCGCUAAGAAGGAAGCCGAAGACAAGGCCGCUGCCGAGCGCAAAGCAGCUGAGGAGGCGGAAGCUAAAACCAAGGCAGAGGCGGAGAAGAAGGAGCGCGAAGACAAGGAGAAGGCGGAGGCUGAGUCUAAGGCCAAGGCCGACGCCGAGGCACAGAAGAAGGCAGACGAGGCCAAGAAGGCGGAAGAUGACGCCGAGGCCAAGGCCGGCGCCGCUGCUGCCGCCACUGCUGCUGAAGCCAAGCCUGCCGCUGCUGAAGACAGCAAGCCCAAGAAGCUUGCUCCUAUCGACACCGAAAAGGCCUCGCAGCACCAGGAGGGCGACGGCAAGGACGCCGCCGGCAUGCGCAGCUCCGUCGCCGAUGUCGAGCGCAUGGCUCGCGAAGCUUCGUCUGUGCCCCCCUCCGCACAAGAUGCACCAAGGACCCCUGGCCUUCCCCAAACUCCUCGCACCCCUGGCACUCCCGGCUUUGCUGGUCUCCCUGCCAAGCCCCUCAGCACGCUCGGCACUCCCGCCAACGGCAUCAAGCUGGACAGCGAAGCUCUCGAAAAGAAGAAGAAGGUCACCGUCGAGCCCACGGGCGCUGCCGCAUCGCAGCAUGCUCCCAAGGCCGCCGAGAGCUCUUCGAGUGGCGCAUCGUCCUCGCUGACGUCCGCCAAAUUCAUCGACAACUUCAGCAAGGUCAGCUAUCCCGACAACAUCAACUCGCCCAAGUCCGAGCUCAACGAGUCGGCCGAGCCAGGCAAGUUCCGCUACGACCGAGACUUCUUGUUGCAGUUUAUGAAUGUCUACACCGAGAAGCCCGUCGACCUGCCGCCACUGGCUUCGAUCGGCAUGGAGAGCGGCGGCAUGGGCGCCAGCUCCCGUCUCAACCGACGCUCUUCAGCGAUGGGCCCUCCUGCUGCUCCCGGCCGAGCUCAAGGUCUUGGCAUCAGCAGCUCUUCCAGCUUCGGUGGCAAGGGUGGCAUCGGCUCUUUCAGCCACCCAGCCAAGACCAGCGAGGAGCGUUUCGCCGCUGCUUCCGGUGCGCGUGGCGGUGCUAUGGGCGCCUUCGGCGGUCCUAUGGGCUCUUUCAACGCUGGCGCACGAUCGCAACCACUCUCGCGAACCGGCAGCGGCAGCACUGCCUUGCCGUCUCGUGACAUGAUGGGCACCGGUAUUCCCAACGGUGGUCGCACGAAGAGCAACCGUGGUCGCCAGCGCGAUCCCAACUCGAGCCGUGGUCCUCAGGUCAACCCUCCCGAGAAGGGAGGUCCCACGAUCCCUCUCGAUCAGGUGGUUCCUCUCGCCAACUCGGAGAACCGAUGGAGCCGUGGCGCCACCGUCAAGGCCGACUCGCCCGAAUUGGUGCAGCGAAAGGUCAAGGCGCUGCUCAACAAGCUCACGCUCGAAAAGUUCGAUUCCAUUUCCAACCAAAUCCUCGAGUGGGCCAACAAGUCGGUCUCGGAGGACGAUGGCCGUACCUUGCGACAGGUCAUUCAGCUCAUUUUCGAAAAGGCGACCGACGAGGCUGCAUGGUCCGAGAUGUACGCUCGUCUCUGCCGAAAGCUCAUGGAGGAGGUCAGCCAAGAGGUCAAGGAUGAGAGCCUGCGCACCACCGACGGCAAGCCUGUUGUGGGUGGCUCGCUCUUCCGAAAGUACCUCCUCAACCGAUGUCAGGAGGACUUCGAGCGCGGCUGGGCCCAGCGCGAUACUGCCAUUGCUGCUGCCAAGUCCAAGGAGGCCGAGGACAAGGCCAAGAAGGACAGCAACGACAAGGCCGAGGCUGACGCCAAGGCCGCUGAGGAGCGUGGAGAGAAGCCCGCGGAGGAGCCAAAGGAAGCCGAGUUGCUCUCUGACGAGUACUACGAGGCCCAAAAGGCCAAGCGACGUGGUCUCGGUCUGGUCCGAUUCAUCGGCGAGCUGUUCAAGCUUAGCAUGUUGACAGAGCGUAUCAUGCACCUCUGCAUCAAGAAGCUGCUGGCCAACGCCACCGAUCCUGAAGAGGAGGAGAUCGAGUCGCUCUGCAAGCUCAUGACCACUGUCGGUAAGCUGCUCGACACCGAGAAGGCUCGAGGCCACAUGGAUGUCUACUUCCAGCGCAUGAAGGAGAUGUCCAAGAACGAGGCUGCCAUCAACUCGCGUAUGCGCUUCAUGCUCACGGACGUGAUCGAGCUGCGCGAGUCCAGGUGGGUCCCCCGACACGACAACUCUGCGCCCAAGACCAUCGCCCAGAUCCACGCCGACGCUGCCAAGCAGCAGGCGCAGAGGGACGCCGAGAACGCCAUGCGCGCACGAGGUGGCCCCAUCUCGCGCGGUGGUUCCAAGCGUGGCCAGGCCCGUGGCGAUGGCCCCGAUGGCUGGAGCACCGUCGGCGGUGGUCCCGCUCCGCCACCGCGUCCCAGCAAGGCCGGCGAUCUUUCGCACUUUGGCAAGAUCGAGCGUGGCACUUCAGGCCGACCGCUUUCGUUCGGUCCCUCGACCAUGCUGGGCAGGAAGGCCCCGGGCAAGGGCUCCGAAGAUGGCAGCCAGCCUCCUACCCGCACCAGCUCGCAGACCAACAUGUUCUCGCUGCUCAACCAGGCCGGCGAGGGCGAUGCCGCACCCAGCGAGGAGCCACAGCGACCCAAGCUCAACCUUGCUCCUCGUACCAAGCCCCUUCCUGGCGCUGACGAGGACGGUGAGGGCAAGGACGAGGCCGACGCUGAGGGUGAAGGCGAAGGUGAGGACGACAGCGCCAAGCCUGCCGAUGACAUGUCGGACGAGGAGGCGAAGCGCAAGAUCAACAACGACAUCAAGGAGUUCCUCGAGAUCAAGGACGUCAACGAGGGUGUGGAGGCGUUCAACACUUUGCCAGAGUCGCGACGAUCCCAGUUCGUCGAUGCGAUUGUCGGCAGCGCCAUCGAGAAGAAGAAGGACGACGUCGCCAACGUGGCCGCGCUCUUCGCCAAGCUCAGCGAAGAUGGUCACCUCGACGAGGACACCGCCUUCAAGGGUUUCGAGCCGCACAUGGAGUUCUUGGACGACGCUGCCAUCGACAUUCCCGCGAUCUACUCGUUUGUCGCCGAUUUGUUGGUGGGCGCCAAGCUGUCGCAGGACAAGAUCGAGGAGCUGGCCGGCAAGAUCGAGGGAGAAGGCCUCAAGACCCCCAAGGACAAGCUCCUUGAAAAGGUUGCCGCUGCUCAGGAAUGA
Messenger RNA from Kalmanozyma brasiliensis GHG001, 4776 nucleotides. Its product is annotated as Initiation factor eIF-4 gamma, MA3. The record is from RefSeq and is a predicted model, not a curated record. NCBI's taxonomy places the organism in Eukaryota, Fungi, Basidiomycota, Ustilaginomycetes, Ustilaginales. Bases 1 to 4776 code for a protein of 1591 amino acids. The transcript has a single exon. Gene Ontology annotation, cellular component: eukaryotic translation initiation factor 4F complex. Gene Ontology annotation, molecular function: translation initiation factor activity; mRNA binding; protein binding.